AUGCGUGAUCAUUCCAGAAAAAAGUCUUCAUCAGCACAUUACAGCGGAAAUAAGGAACAAGUUCGUGAAAAGUUUCUAAUCAACUCGUUUGUAUUACAUUCUUCAACAGAAGGACGACAAGGAAAAUACGAUGCAAAUCAUGUACAUAAUAACUCGGCAUCAGACUUUUCAGUUAGAUUUGUAGACUCUAACGCCAUUUUGGGCAUGUCAUCGACACACCCUUUAUUACCGCAUCAAAACAACAUAAAAAUUGAUAUGAUGAUGAAUGAGCAAUUUAAGGAAGAUUCUAGAAAGGUUUACAACAACUCAAAGCAAUCUCAAGUAUUUUAUAUCAGAUAUAGAGAACAAGAAGUUAUGCUUCAUGAAAUUGUUAUUUUUGACAUCUCUGCUGACAUGUCCACUCUGCUCAAGUAUAAUUUAAUUGAUAUUGAUUUCCAAUUAUUUCACUUACCAAAAGAUAAGGAAGGAAUUCAAAAGGAAGAAAAGAAAUUUGAAAGAAUGAAAAAAUAUGAAUAUCAAGUGAAACAAUUUGAUGUCAAUGAUUUUGUAAAAGUAGCUGAUCGAUCCAUUACUAUUAGAAAGGCAAUUAGAGGUUUUAAUUUAUACUAUCCAGCCAUUUUUGAAAAUUGGUAUUACAGUAUCCUCAAAUCAUCCAUUCAUAUCGUGUUACUCGAUGUGUCCUAUAAUACUCUUCCACCACGAAGACUGAAUAGUGAAUUACAAACUCUUUCUUCUCCAAUCAUUCUUAAAUCCAAUACAAAGAGUGGAGGAGCAAGCUGUACCUCCCAAAUAGAUGCUACUCUCGAUCAAGAAGGUAAUGCAGAGACUUUGUUUGAUGAAACAUGGUUCUCUUCAGUUUCUUCCUAUGAGAAAAACCUCAUCCUUGAUCUAACAGAAUUGUAUCCAAAUGUACUUGCUAGAAACAGGUCAUGGAAGAGAGCUGAUGUUAUUUCUCAUAGUAUUGAAUUCGCAAGAGAAAUUGUAACAUGUUUAAUGGGAUCUAGAGAUGCACUGACAUACCUUAUUAAUGAUCUUUGUGAAAAGUCAUCCACUCCUACCAACACACAUGAAAAGAAAUCUCUAAUCUCAUCACUCAGAAGAAAGUCUUUUUCAGAUGUUACUGAUUCAAAAUAUAGUAUUGAAGCUCUCGCACCAAAAUCCACUCUUUCCAAUCCAUUUCUUUACAAUUCUCCAAGUGCAAAAUUACUACAAUUGAAACCUGUAGGAGGCUUGCAAGAAACUUGUUCAUCUCGCUCUUUGCUUUCUAAUCCUUAUCAAUACAAUGAAAAGAAGAAAAAUAGAGAAGUAGAAACCUUUAUUAGAACUUUGAAUCAAAAGUUUGAUAAUGAUAUGAAUGACUUUGAUCUCAUCCCUGAUGUCAUUAGUAGUGAAUUUAAACCACUUUUAGAGACCAUUGAAGAUUUGUGGAAAAAUCAACAGAAAUUAAUUGUAGAUCAACCAAAAUUUGUUUUACAAAAACUUGAAACAUUCAUGUUGGAAAGAAUGGGGAAAGAAUGGAGCGGAGAGAGUUUGUCAUCUUUGGAACACAUUAAUGAAUAUAACCAUGACUCGACACCCACACAAACAACAGACACAGUUCAAGAACAAAAGCACCUUAUCAACUCUAUCAAUAACUUGAUUGACACGAAUAUGUUUUUUUAUCCAAGAUUUUCACCAUUUAGUUUAAUUUCUGAAGUUUCAGAGCCUUCUGAAAAAGAGUUAUCAGUAGCAGACAUUAUGGGUGAUGAACCAUUAGAACCUGUGUUAUUUCCGAAAGAGUCCAAAGAAGAUCGUUUCAGCACUCUGGACAUUCCUCAAAACAGUACUGCGAGUUUACCUCUUGCAGGAUCUAAAUCUAUUUCUAGAAAUGGAAUUCAUGCACAACUCAAUAGGAACCAUUUAAUUGUAUUCAUUCCAGGCUACAAAUCAAGUCACUAUGACUUUGUUACCUUCAAAACUAUACUUUCUAUGCAUUUUCAUGACGAUAAGCAUCAAUUUUUCAUUGUCAAGUCUCUUGACAAAUUACAUUCCAAAGAGUCGCACAAUUACAAUAAUUCCUCUAUCAAGACGAUGGCAAAACUUGUAACUGAUGAAGUGAAUACACACAUCAAUGACAGUGAACUCUUUUUUCAUAAGAUUAGCUUUGUAUGCCACUCACUUGGAGGAAUAAUUCUAAGAGCUGCAUUUUAUCAUUAUCGUUCAGAAUGGAGAAAGAUAUUCCCAUAUCUAUAUACUUUUAUGAGUUUGUCUGUUCCUCACUUGGGAAUUGGACCUAUUAAAAAGUUAAAAAGUAGAGAACCAGAGUAUUCUAAUCGUUUGGUUCGAGCAGGAAUAUGGUUUUUAAAAUCACUCAAAGGAGAAAAGUGUCUUCAAGAAUUAGCGAUGGAAGAUUAUGAUGAAAAAGCAUGUACAGGUGAUGCUCACAAGUUGGAGCAAUGUUUACUCUUUCAGUUAUCAAUGACCAAUGAUUUAGCAUGGUUCAAACAAGUGAUUCUCAUUGGUUCUGAACAAGAUACCUAUGUUCCAAUGGAAUCUGCAUUGAUUUACUAUGAAGCAAGUUUAAAACCUCUCAUUUUAACAAAAAAGAAAACAUCGAAAAGUAUACUCUCAAGAAUGAUUUCCAAUCUAUCGGAGACUUUUGCUAAUACCAAAUUGAUUCGAUGCAAAUGUGACAUGACCUACCUCUUUAAGAAUCAUGAGAAAAAGGAGUUUUGUUCUACUGUGCAAGUUUUCAAUAAGAAACAUCAUACGACAACAAUGGAAGACACAUUUGAUGAUGUAUCUUCAUUUGGAGCGUUAUCUUUUAGAAAAAAAGAAAGUGGAGAAGACAGUAGCGAAGACGAAAAGGAGAGCGCCUUUGAUGGCUCAAAGAAAAAGAUUCAAUCUCAAUCUUUUGUAGAUCGAAUUACCAAAAAGAUGAAUCAUACAGCUUAUCUGAAUCAUGUUGGAUUGAUUAAUGGAAUUUGUUGUGCAUUUCGACAAUAUUUGGAUUAA
Molecule: messenger RNA, 2994 nt
Organism: Naegleria lovaniensis
Lineage: Eukaryota; Heterolobosea; Eutetramitea; Acrasida; Naegleriidae
Exons: 2
Coding region: 1-2994 (997 amino acids)
Source: RefSeq, a predicted model, not a curated record